UUCCAGCAGAUGCGACAGGUGAUUCAGCAGAACCCGCAGCUGCUCAAUGCAGUGUUACAGCAGCUUGGCCAGACUAACCCCCAGCUCCUGCAGCUCAUCUCCAGGAACCAGGAGGCAUUUGUGCGGAUGUUGAAUGAGCCCAGCCCACCACCAGGUGGUGCCAGCCAGGGAGGUGCACCCGGUGGCCUGGGCAGUGGAGGAGCUCCCAUUGAGGUCAACUACGGCCAGGUCACACCUCAGGACAAAGAGGCCAUCGAGAGGCUGAAGGCGUUGGGCUUUCCAGAGUACCUGGUCGUGCAGGCCUACUUUGCCUGCGACAAGAACGAGAACCUGGCCGCCAACUUUCUGCUCUCGCAAAACUACGACGACUGACGCCUCUCGACGCUGUGCCUUAAGCCCUCCUCUCCCACAGGCCCCUGCUGUCUGAAGCCGCAGGGCAACCCUUUCUCGGUUUUCGGCUCGCCCCAACAAAAAUCAAAUGGAGCAUUCAAAGCAGCCUUCUGCACGUUUUCGUUUCACUUUUUAAAUGAUUCAGAGCGACAGGGGUCAAUAAAACAAAAAGGCAACGAGCAGACGAUGCGCGUAGCUGAGGGCCUCCGUGUUCUGACGUCACCCGCGCCUCGCGUGAUGUCAUCGUUUGGCGUUUCUGUGCGGGAGCUGCUGCUGCGACGGCCGGUUUUCUUGUUGUUUUUUUCCCUUCCUUUGGAAGUGAGGGCGUGUUUUUGUGUGGAUAUUUUUUUUUAUGUACAGGAUAAGUUUGCAUUAAAUGAAGUGCAGAAAUGGUUGUAAUUGAGCGUCGAAGAGACAAUAUGCGGCUGUAUUCGUGCAGUGUGUUGCUGUAUGAGCGAAUGUCACUGCGGAUUUGCCGAAUGCUUGCUGUUCCUGUACGCGGUUUAUAGCGUGUUGAAAAUAAAUGACUCAUU
Rhipicephalus sanguineus (brown dog tick) is the source of this 923-nucleotide messenger RNA. Its product is annotated as UV excision repair protein RAD23 homolog B. Bases 10 to 372 code for a protein of 120 amino acids. Gene Ontology annotation, cellular component: cytosol; nucleoplasm. The record is from RefSeq and is a predicted model, not a curated record. Gene Ontology annotation, biological process: nucleotide-excision repair; proteasome-mediated ubiquitin-dependent protein catabolic process. The transcript has 4 exons. Lineage: Eukaryota; Metazoa; Arthropoda; Arachnida; Ixodida; Ixodidae. Gene Ontology annotation, molecular function: proteasome binding; polyubiquitin modification-dependent protein binding; ubiquitin binding.